AUGAAAAAAUUGGACAGUUAUCAUGUGAUGAUUGUAUCAAAGUACUUCCGUUAUUUUCAAGACUUUGUUUCACUCGAAAGUGUUUGUAAAAAGUUUCAAGGCACUAUGUCAAAAUUCCAUUUUAACCCAAUUCCAUUGAACACGAGAACUAUUAAAUACUUCCCAUCUAUUGAAACACUUAAUUUAUGGCACCAAAAUGAAGAGUCUUUUGGCAACUCAGUUGUGCCUUCUACAUGUGAUACAUCAUAUAGAAUUGAACAAAAGAAAGAGUUUUUCCGUGUUGUGUUUUGGUACAAUGUUUCAUAUUCUAUCACUCAAAAAUUCAAAACCUCAAACUACGUUUUUAAGUGUGUUAUAUUAGACAUAUUCAAUAAAAAAAGUUUAACUGAACAACUUUCAAAACUUGAACCUCUUCCCAAAAUAACUGCUUUAAAUGGAGUGCCUAAUGAAGAGAAACCAAUCUCAAUUCCAAAACAAAUAACAUAUUUGGGUGAUUCAAUUUUUAUCUACAACACUAUGGCUUCGAUUAAUUUGCCACCAUAUUUGCGUGAGCUUGGGUCAAAAGCAUUUUACAAGUGCGAGAACCUUUUGUCUAUAACACUACCAGAUACGUUGACCAUUCUCAGAAAAUUUUGUUUUUGUGAUUGUAAAGUUCUGAGUGAAGUUGUGUUACCGAAAUACUUAAAAAUGUUAGACAACGAUUGUUUCUAUAUGUGCUUUAAAUUAAAACAAAUUACUCUGCCAGACACAAUAAGGUUUAUUGGAAAUUAUUGCUUCAUUGGGUGCACUUCUAUGACAUCAGUGAACAUCCCAAAGGGUAUCAAAGUGCUUCCAAAUUUCUGUUUUCGUGGGUGUAGCAGUCUUCAUGAUAUUAAAAUUCCGACCAAUGUCGUUGCAAUAAAAGAAAAUUGCUUUUCCUUAUGUGGGUUGUAUACAAUUGAAAUUCCAGAGUCUGUUCAACAGGUUGGAGAUAAUGCCUUUUCUGGGUGUUCUCACCUAUCUGAAGUAUUCUUCAAAAGUAGUAUAAAAACAAUUACACGACAUUCAUCAAUUUCAACAGACAAAUUAGUGCAACUCACCUCGAUUCAAGGAGUCUCAUCGAUUGGAAAAGAGUGCUUUGCCAAAUGUUCAGAACUUUCUGUCGUUAACUUACCCAACACAAAUGUCACACUGGGAAAGAACUGCUUUUCUUGUUGCCCAAAGUUAAGUUCAAUCACUUAUCAACAAGAUACUGAAGUCAAUGCCACUUCGACCAUUUGA
Entamoeba invadens IP1 is the source of this 1260-nucleotide messenger RNA. RefSeq lists its product as hypothetical. The record is from RefSeq and is a predicted model, not a curated record. Lineage: Eukaryota; Evosea; Mastigamoebida; Endamoebidae. The transcript has a single exon. The coding region runs from base 1 to 1260 and encodes 419 amino acids.